AUGGGUGCUACUAAAACAACAGUACAAGGUAAGAAAUCAAAUUUCAAGUUACUACUUACUACCAAAAGGGUUGAAGUUGAUUCUGGAUUGAAAAAGUAUGAAUUUAGAGAAAAAGCAUCCCACUUUGAUGAGAAUGAGUGCUCUAAUUCAAAGGAAAAAUCCUCUAUGACAGGUUCCAUCAAGAGAGGACCACAAGGUAUUAUCGAGGGCCAUAAAGAGAAAAGGCAGAAGAUAGAUCGGAAAACAUCUCUUCUGUGUACUGCCAUUCUGAAGAGUCUAACAUCCCACAGACAUGGUUGGGCUUUUAAUAAGCCAGUGGAUCCUGUGGCAUUGAAUAUUCCAGAUUAUUUUACAGUCAUAUCUCAUCCCAUGGAUUUAGGCACUAUUAAAUCCAAGCUGGAAAAAAAUAUUUACUUUAGCAUUGAGGAAUUUGCAGCUGAUGUUAGAUUGACCUUUUCAAAUGCCAUGACAUAUAAUCCUCCUAUGAAUACUGUUCAUUUAAUGCAAACGAAGCUCAAAAAAAUAUUUGAGAGAAAAUGGAAAGACUUGGAGAAGAAAUGCAAGUGUGAAGAUGAGAAUGAAAAAAUUAUGACUGGAGCAGUGAGGGGACAUGUGAGAAAAUUUUGUAAUAGGAUGCGUCCCCUGCAAAAGGAUACCUUGCCCAAAAAUAUGCAAGUACCUGAAAUGAAAGAAAUCCAGAAGAUUAGUUCAUUGGAUGGAAGACAUGCUAAAGUUGAGGUUCCUAAGUCGUUACAGACUCGUUGCAAAUUGAUUCAGAAAAACUUACACAAAGGUACAAAGCAUUAA
Messenger RNA from Gastrolobium bilobum, 807 nucleotides. Its product is annotated as transcription factor GTE12-like. Bases 1 to 807 code for a protein of 268 amino acids. The transcript is spliced from 2 exons. NCBI's taxonomy places the organism in Eukaryota, Viridiplantae, Streptophyta, Magnoliopsida, Fabales, Fabaceae. The record is from RefSeq and is a predicted model, not a curated record. Gene Ontology annotation, molecular function: protein binding.